AUGCUCUGGGCGCUGGUCCUGCCGGCCCUCUGGGCCUCCUGCGGAGCCCAGGCCGGUGACCAGGAUGAGGACACGGCUUUCAACCUCUUCAGCAUCAGCAACAUCAACCGCAAGACCAUCGGGGCCAAGCAGUUCCGGGGCCCCGACCCCCACGUGCCGGCCUACCGCUUCGUGCGGUUCGACUACAUCCCGCCGGUGAGCGCCGGCCAGCUGGGCCGCAUCGCCCGGCUCAUGCGGCAGCGGGAGGGCUUCUUCCUGACGGCCAGCCUGCGGCAGGACCGCGCGUCGCGGGGCACGCUGCUGGCCCUCGAGGGCCCCGGCGCCCACCGGCAGUUCGAGCUGGUCUCCAACGGCCCGGCCGACACGCUGGACCUCGCCUACUGGGCGGACGGCGCCCAGCACGUGCUGUCCCUGGAGGACGUGGGCCUGGCCGACGCCCAGUGGAAGAACGUCACGGUGCAGGUGGCGGGCGAGACCUUCAGCCUGCACGUGGGCUGCGCCCUCAUCGACAGCUUCGCGCUGGACGAGCCUUUCUACGAGCAGCUGGAGACGGACCAGAGCAGGAUGUACGUGGCCAAAGGCUCCGCCCGCGACAGCCACUUCCGGGGCUUGCUGCAGAAUGUCUACCUUGUGUUUGAGAGCUCCGUGGAGGACGUGCUGAGCAGGAGAGGCUGUCCGCAAAGCCAGGCAGCGGAGGCCAACGCCAUCAGCGAGAACACGGAGACGCUGCACCUGAGCCCGGCGGCCACCACGGCCUACGUGGGCCCGAGCCCGGCGCAGCGGCCGGGUGUGUGCGAGCGCUCCUGCGAGGAGCUGGGCAGCAUGGCCAACGAGCUGUCAGGGCUGCGCGUCGUCGUCAGCCAGCUGCACGACAGUCUCCGCAAAGUGUCGGACGACAACCAGGUGCUCUGGGAGCUCAUGGGCGGCCCCCCGAAGACCAGGAACAUGUCCGCGUGCUGGCAGGACGGCCGCUUCUUCGCGGAAAACGAGACGUGGGUGGUGGACAGCUGCACCCGCUGCACCUGCAAGAAAUUUAAAACCGUCUGCCACCAAAUCUCCUGCCCGCCGGUGACCUGCGCCAACCCGUCGCUGCUGGAGGGGGACUGCUGCCCGUCCUGCUUCCCCCUGGCGGACGGCGAGGAGGGCUGGUCGCCCUGGGCGGAGUGGACCCAGUGCUCCGUCACCUGUGGGCCCGGCACCCAGCAGAGAGGAAGGUCCUGCGAUGUCACCAGCAACACCUGCCUGGGGCCCUCCAUCCAGACGCGGGCCUGCAGCCUGGGCAAGUGCGACCACCGCAUCCGGCAGGACGGCGGCUGGAGCCACUGGUCGCCAUGGUCCUCCUGCUCCGUGACCUGUGGGGUCGGCAACAUCACACGGAUCCGUCUCUGCAACUCGCCGGUGCCCCAGAUGGGCGGCAGGGGCUGCAAAGGCAGCGGCCGGGAGACGAAAGGCUGCCAGGGAGCCCCGUGCCCGAUCGACGGCCGCUGGAGCCCCUGGUCCCCGUGGUCCGCCUGCUCCGUCACCUGCGCCGGCGGCAUCCGCGAGCGCACGCGCGUCUGCAACAGCCCGGAGCCGCGGCACGGCGGGAAGGCCUGCGUGGGCGAGCGCACGGAGCAGCACAUGUGCAACAAGCGGGGCUGCCCCGCAGACGGCUGCCUGUCCAACCCCUGCUUCCCGGGCGCCCAGUGCAACAGCUUCCCCGACGGCUCCUGGUCCUGCGGCUCCUGCCCCGUGGGCUUCCUGGGCAACGGCACCCACUGCGAGGACCUGGACGAGUGUGCCCUGGUCACCGACGUCUGCUUCUCCACGGGCACCAAGUCCCAGCGCUGCAUCAACACCGACCCCGGGUUCCACUGCCUGCCCUGCCCGCCGCGCUACAAGGGAACCCAGCCCUUCGGGGUCGGCCUGGAGGCCGCGCAGACGGGGAAGCAGGUAUGUGAGCCCGAGAACCCGUGCCAGGACAAGACCCACCACUGCCACCGGCACGCCGAGUGCAUCUACCUGGGCCACUUCAGCGACCCCAUGUACAAGUGCGAGUGCCGGACGGGCUACGCGGGCGACGGGCUCAUCUGCGGGGAGGACUCGGACCUGGACGGCUGGCCCAACAAGAACCUGGUCUGUGCCACCAACGCCACCUACCACUGCACCAAGGACAACUGCCCCCUGCUGCCCAACUCCGGGCAGGAGGACUUUGACAGGGAUGGCGUCGGCGACGCCUGCGAUGAGGAUGAUGACAACGAUGGCGUCAACGACGAGAAGGACAACUGCCAGCUCCUCUUCAACCCGCGCCAGCUCGACUACGACCAGGACGAGGUGGGCGACCGCUGCGACAACUGCCCGCACGUGCACAACCCCGCCCAGAUCGACACCGACCACAACGGCGAGGGCGACGCCUGCUCCGUGGACAUCGACGGCGACGACGUCUUCAACGAGCGGGACAACUGUCCCUACGUCUACAACACGGACCAGAGGGACACGGACGGCGAUGGCGUGGGCGACCACUGCGACAACUGCCCCCUGGUGCACAACCCCGACCAGCUCGACGUGGACAACGACCUGGUGGGCGACCAGUGCGACGACAACGAGGACAUCGACGAGGACGGCCACCAGAACAACCAGGACAACUGCCCCUACAUCGCCAACGCCAACCAGGCCGACCACGACGGCGACGGCCGCGGCGACGCCUGCGACUCGGACGACGACAACGACGGGGUGCCCGACGACCGGGACAACUGCCGGCUGGUCUCCAACCCCGCCCAGGAGGACGCCGACGGUGACGGGCGGGGCGACGCCUGCAAGGACGACUUCGACAACGACAGCGUCCCCGACAUCGACGACGUGUGUCCCGAGAACAGCGCCAUCAGCGAGACCGACUUCCGGAACUUCCAGAUGGUGCACCUGGACCCCAAGGGCACCACGCAGAUCGACCCCAACUGGGUCAUCCGCCACCAGGGCAAGGAGCUGGUGCAGACGGCCAACUCGGACCCCGGCAUCGCCGUGGGCUUCGACGAGUUUGGGCCGGUGGACUUCAGCGGCACCUUCUACGUGAACACGGACCGGGACGACGACUACGCGGGCUUCGUCUUCGGCUACCAGUCCAGCAGCCGCUUCUACGUGGUCAUGUGGAAGCAGGUGACCCAGACCUACUGGGAGGACCAGCCCACCCGCGCCUACGGCUACUCGGGCGUGUCCCUCAAGGUGGUCAACUCCACCACCGGCACCGGCGAGCACCUGCGGAACGCGCUGUGGCACACGGGGAACACGGCGGGGCAGGUGCGGACGCUGUGGCACGACCCCAAAAACAUUGGCUGGAAGGACUACACUGCCUACCGGUGGCACCUGACACACAGGCCCCGGACAGGCUACAUUAGGGUCUUGGUGCACGAAGGGAAGCAGGUCAUGGCGGACUCGGGACCCAUCUACGACCAAACCUUCGCGGGCGGGCGGCUCGGCCUGUUUGUCUUCUCUCAAGAAAUGGUCUAUUUCUCGGACCUGAAGUACGAGUGCAGAGAUGUGUGA
Messenger RNA from Pipistrellus nathusii (Nathusius's pipistrelle), 3519 nucleotides. NCBI's taxonomy places the organism in Eukaryota, Metazoa, Chordata, Mammalia, Chiroptera, Vespertilionidae. The record is from the annotation of a GenBank genome assembly.